This is a messenger RNA of Diabrotica virgifera virgifera (western corn rootworm), 3480 nucleotides long. RefSeq lists its product as uncharacterized. Lineage: Eukaryota; Metazoa; Arthropoda; Insecta; Coleoptera; Chrysomelidae. The transcript has 2 exons. The coding region runs from base 2683 to 3480 and encodes 265 amino acids. The record is from RefSeq and is a predicted model, not a curated record.
GCGAAAUCGAGUUAAGAUAGCCAAAAGUAUGUCUAAGGUGUAAAAAUUUAGUGCCAAAGAAACGGAAUAGCUACUAUAAAUAUUUAAGAAGAUGGCAUUACGCGUAAGUACAAAAAAACAUUUUUGUUUUGGCCCAUAGUAAAGUAACAGCGCUUACGUUAUUUGGGUUCAUAAUAAAUAUUGUAAAGUAAGCUUGUAACGGGCGAUACGUUCUUUUGGCACUAACCGUCCCUUAUAAAUGUUGACUUUGCGACGCAGUUCUAACCUAUAAAUUGCUUAUAGUUCCAAAUUAUUGUGUGUUGUUGGAGAUAUUGUUUUUAUAAAUGUGCGCCUAAUUAUUUAAUUUCUAAUGAAUUACAUAAUAACUGUCAAUAAAUAUGUCUAGGGGAAAAAAGUUAGUGGAUAUGGUUCGCGAAAAUCGUAAGUAUAAUUCAUAAUAUACCUAAUUACAAUAAUAACUAUAUAUUUUAAACUAUUACCUUUAUAGAUUACACUGAGGAUACCAUAAAUUCUGAUGACUUUCUAGCUGAUCCAGAUUUUAAUCCUACCAGCUCAGGUUAGAGAUUAACAGUAAUGGUUUUAGUUUUAGAUUUUUAAAAAUGCCUUUUUUAGAUGACAAUGAAAAUAAACUUUAGACAUAUCUGAAACUUUUGUAAGGAGAAUUCUAUCUAAACACACUUAGGAAAAUAUAAUACAAUCUGACAAAAGAGGUCAUCACAUACCUGCAAAUAAACGUCCUGAAAUUGCUAAACAGAAUAUUAUUGAUCAUAUAAAUUUAUUUUCUCGAGUACCGUCUCAUUACUGCCGAAAAAAUACCGGUAAGCAAUAUCUGGCAUCCGACUUAAAUGUUCAAAUAAUGUACAACCUCUAUAAAGAAGACUGCUUAAAUAAAAAAUUGAAUCCACAAAAGCUGUGGUAAUACAGAAAUAUUUUUAAUACAGAGUUUAAGUUGUCAUUUCAUACUCCCAGGAAGGACUUGUGCGACAAAUGUUUCGCAUUUGAUCACUUGUCAGCAAACGAACAAGCUAAAAACAGAGUGAGCACAAAAGCCAUUUAAAAAGAAAAACAUUAGCCAGAAAUAUGAAGAAUUCCAUAAAAGAAAAGACACUUUUUGCAUUAGUUUUUGGACAAUUUAGAGUGUUUUUAUAAUUAACCACUUUUUUUUAACCUGGCCAUUCCAUGAUGGAAUGUGAUUCUGUCCAUGCGCAAAUAGAAAAGGCAACAAAAUAAAUUGGCUUAAAGUCGUUUGGUUUCAGUUUAAAAAAGAAAGCCCAAACACAGUGUUUUUUUAAAUACGAAAUGGGUUCAGAAGCUUUCCUAGAAUUGGAUGUUUCAACCAAAAUUUCUGUAAGACGAAGCUUACGUAGAGAACAAAAAGUAGAAUUUGAUCUGGAAAGAAUGUAUACAAGUACCAUGGCUAUCUCCUCUGAAAAACAUAAAAAUCUUAUGGAGCUUUGUCAAGAUGUUAUUCCCAAAACAUAUCAUGCUUUUUAUGCUUCUUUAAACGAGUGUCAUGGAACAGAUAGGAACGAAAACAUAUCCGAUCAAGAAGAUAGUGAUUAAUAUUAAUUUUUUUUGUAUUUUUUAGUAUUUGGCUUAAUAAAUACUGUUUAUUUUUUUUUAUUUUUAUUAUUAAAACGAUCACUUAAGAUUAAACGUAUCUACAUUUUUUAGUGUAACAAAAACGUAACUACCUAUAGGUGUAACUAGUGAUGUAAAAAAACGUGUUUUUUUGGAAUUCUAAAAAAAAAACGAAAAAAAAAACAAUAAAAAACGUGUUUUUUUGUUUUUAAUUGUUUUUUAUUAGUUUCUCAACGUAAUAUUAACAAUAUUAAUAUUAGGAGUUGUUUGUAAGCCUAAAAAUCACCCAAUAUUUCAAUAUUAUGUGAUUAUUCAGUGUUUGACAUUCCUUUUUAAAAAAUAUUGAAACAUUAAACCCUUACUGCCUUUAUCUAUUAUUUUUUUACGUCGUUGCUUUUGGGGAAUCACCGAAAUUUAGCAGGACGCUCGUAUUCGUUGGCGCUGAGAAAACCGGGGAAUUACCGAUUAGCUUUUGCAGGUGUUCUGUUGUUAUUUUGUGAUUUACUUGCCUUGUGCCGGAAAUAUUUGUGUUUAGUGCUUAUUUAAGUGUGUUUAAAUAAAUUAAUUAUUGUUAAUUAUAUUUUUUGUGUUUUAUGAUAAUAAAUUAUUUGUUACCUACUGUAGUGACAUUAGUGACAAAAACUGAAUGUUUAUAAUGUCUUCGAAUUCGAGUUCUUGUUCUUCGCGGGAAUCACGGGGAAGGAAAAGUUGCAAAGUAAGUUCCCUGUUUAAAAUGCUAAAAACACAGAAAAAAAAAUCCUCAAGUAGAGUGUACUUUUUGUACACUUCAACUAUCAAAAAAUGGGACACGUUUGUUGGAACAUAUUAAAAAAUGCCUAAAAUGUCCAGAGGAAGUUAAAAUAAAGUAUGGAGUGAUGGAGAGAAAACAACGAAACAUUGGACUAUUACAAACAAUACAUAAAAAAAGGGAGGAAAAAGUUAAAGGUAUGUACCAAAGCUCUAAAAAUAUUUCCAAAUUUCCCUCUUCUUUAUUUAGUAGAAAUUCCUAAAGAUAACCUUACUUUACAGACUUAUUUUUAAAUUUAAUAAAUUUGGGAAUUUUAUUUACAGAAAAACCGAAAUCACAAUCUAAAGAGGUAAAUGACACCUGAACAAAAAGUAAAAGCCGAUGAACUGCUUAGUCGGGCUAUCUAUUCAAGUCAAGCACCACUGGCUUUAAUAGAAAAUAUACAGUGGCAGAAGUUGUUUAAAUUUCUCAGACCUGCUUAUCAGAUACCAACCCGACACCUGGUAUCAGGCCCACUAUUAGACAGUGAGCACCUACGUGUAAAGGCUAUGGUUUCGGAAAACAUUGCUGGAGCACAUUCUGUUGGACUAAUGGUGGAUGGAUGGUCCAAUAUUAGGAACGAGGCUGUCCUAAACUUUGUUGUAACAACUCCAAAGCCAUUCCUUUUUAAAAUUAUGCCCACAGGCACUGCACCUCAUACUGCAGAAUAUAUGGCAAAAACCCUUGGUGCAGUAAUACGUGAAAUCGGUCCCCGAAAGGUAUUUGGUAUAGUCACAGACAAUGCAGCAAACAUGAAAGCUGCUUGGGCCUUGAUUGAAAAUGAUUUUGAUAAUAACAUUUUUACCUAUGGAUGCUUUGCUCGUUCUCUUAAUUUAAUAUUUACCGAUCUCAAAAAUUUAACAAGUCUGAAAUCGUUUACUGCCGAGGCUGUUGCCCUUACAAAGGCCAUCCGACAAAGCCACAUAUUAUCUGCGUGGGUAAAGGAAAAACAAAACGAAUUAAAAAUAAGUUGCAGUGUUAAACUCCCAUUGCCUACCAGAUGGGGAUCAUUAGUUCUUUGUCUACAAUCAUUGCUUGCUAACAAACAAAUAAUAAAAAGGAUGGCUAUCAAUGAAGAAGUUGAAAAGUCAGUAAGCAAACACCCAUCUUAA